AUGUCUCGCGAUACACAUGCGCCAAUCUUCUCAUCGCCUUUGAAUCCUUCAUCUUCCGAGGAUGGCCAAGCCAAGCGGACCAACAAGCCUCCCCCCAACCCAGCUUCGGCUCGGUGCAAACGCAUGCCUAGCCCGUCCCAGAGACUGAUGCGAAAGAAAGCCGCCGAGGCUUGGAAGUCAGAGGCCCUCCAGCGCCAGGUCGCUGAGUACGAGCGCCAAACAUUGGAAGCCUUAUCAGCCAAGAGGCCAUCCCCAGCGCGAACCUUAGCACACAAACCCAAAGGCCUGAGGGAUCCCCAAGAAGGAGACAAACCACGGCGGAAAAGCCUGACUGAGCAGUUGCCUUUCCUCCAGGGUCUGAGUCUUGGCAUAAUGAUGCCCGAUAGAUGGAAUCGGCCCGUCAAUCCCAUAUGGGUAUUUUCGCCCAAAAAGACGAAAUAG
Clonostachys solani is the source of this 441-nucleotide messenger RNA. NCBI's taxonomy places the organism in Eukaryota, Fungi, Ascomycota, Sordariomycetes, Hypocreales, Bionectriaceae. The record is from the annotation of a GenBank genome assembly.